UUCAUCUGGUGUUUUUAUUUUAAAGCUAAAGCUGGGCAAAAGUCGGGCAGAAAUUACGUUCACACACGACACGAGUAUACUUAUACAUGUGCCGCAGUCUGUCAGCGACGUUAGCAAUAAAAUAAUCGUGCAGAAUAUAAGAAUGAGAUGAUGUGUGAAAGUCCGUUAGCUGAGGGAGGAUGCUGAUAUUUUGACUGCUUUUAGCCGUUGUGCUAAAGCUAGCUCAUUUCACACUGACUGUGUGUGAAGACCAAAGACAACAGCUCCCAGACUUUAAACAAACAUUAACUUUAGCCGAAACCCACGCGAUCUGACCUGCAGCAGGGAAGCAUUAAAGAUGAAUGGUUGUGAGGAGCAGGAGGACGGGUGUGAAGCUGGAUCAUACCAGCUCUAACCUUCAGCUUUGACCUCUGCUGGGACUCGCUGAGCGAUUGACAUUAGUAAACAUGUCUGUGAAUGAAGACGCCGACCAUCCACGCUUCUUUGUGGGCGGUGAGGAUGGAGAGAUGGAUGAACUUCUUGACCCGGGCAGAGUGCUUGGCUAUGACUGCCUCUAUGAGAACGUAGAAGAAGAGGAUGAGGAUGAUGAAGAAUAUGAUUCGCCCCCAGAGAGACAGAUCGUGGUGGGUAUCUGUGCCAUGUCUAAGAAGUCCAAGUCUAAACCUAUGAAGGAGAUUCUUGAGCGACUGUGUCUGUUCAAAUACAUCACAGUUGUCACGCUUGAGGAGGAAGUCAUUCUCAAUGAGCCGGUGGACAACUGGCCACUCUGUGAUUGUCUCAUUUCUUUCCACUCCAAAGGAUUCCCGCUGGAUAAAGCGGUGGCUUAUGAGAAGCUGAGGAAUCCGUUUGUCAUCAAUAAUCUGGACAUGCAGUACUGUAUUCAGGACAGGAGAGAGGUGUAUGGGAUCCUGAAGGCAGAAGGCAUACAGCUCCCACGCUAUGCGGUUCUGAAUCGAAACCCUGCCAGACCAGAAGAAUGUAAUCUAGUGGAAGGAGAGGACCAUGUGGAGGUGAAUGGAGAGAUUUUUCAAAAGCCUUUCGUUGAGAAGCCAGUGAGCGCUGAAGACCACAACGUCUACAUCUACUACCCAACAUCAGCAGGAGGGGGCAGUCAGCGGCUUUUCCGCAAGAUUGGAAGCAGAAGUAGUGUUUAUUCCCCUGAAAGUAACGUCAGAAAGACUGGGUCAUAUAUCUACGAGGAAUUCAUGCCUACAGAUGGGACUGAUGUGAAGGUGUAUACUGUUGGUCCUGACUAUGCUCACGCGGAGGCCCGUAAAUCUCCCGCUCUGGAUGGGAAGGUGGAGCGAGACAGUGAGGGGAAGGAGGUCCGUUAUCCCGUCAUCCUUAAUGCCAGAGAGAAACUCAUCGCCUGGAAAGUCUGUUUGGCUUUUAAGCAAACAGUGUGUGGGUUCGACCUGCUCCGUGCCAACGGCCAGUCAUACGUCUGUGAUGUCAACGGCUUCAGUUUCGUAAAGAACUCCAUGAAAUACUAUGAUGACUGCGCAAAAAUCCUGGGGAAUAUCAUCAUGAGAGAAUUGGCCCCACAGUUUCAGAUCCCAUGGUCUAUACCUUUGGAAGCUGAAGACAUUCCCAUAGUUCCCACAACCUCAGGAACCAUGAUGGAGUUAAGGUGUGUAAUCGCUGUUAUUCGACAUGGUGACAGAACACCAAAACAGAAGAUGAAAAUGGAAGUUCGACACCAAAAAUUUUUUGAUCUCUUUGAAAAAUUUGAAGGUUACAAAACUGGAAAGCUGAAACUUAAAAAACCAAAGCAACUCCAAGAAGUGUUGGACAUUGCCAGGCAGCUGUUGGUGGAGCAAAAUAAUGAUUCCGAGAUCGAGGAGAGUAAAGCAAAGCUUGAACAACUAAAAACUGUCCUCGAAAUGUAUGGUCACUUCUCUGGCAUUAACCGUAAGGUCCAGUUAACAUAUCUGCCCCACGGCUGCCCUAAAACCUCCAGUGAAGAAGAAGAUGUGCAGAGGGAUGACCCGUCUCUGUUGCUGGUUUUGAAGUGGGGUGGAGAGUUGACCCCAGCUGGCAGGGUACAGGCUGAAGAGCUCGGUCGGGCCUUCAGGUGCAUGUACCCUGGAGGACAAGGCGAUUAUGCUGGUUUUCCUGGCUGCGGUCUUCUGCGUCUGCACAGCACGUACAGACACGAUCUGAAGAUAUACGCCUCUGAUGAAGGCCGUGUACAGAUGACUGCCGCGGCCUUCGCAAAAGGUCUGUUGGCGUUGGAGGGCGAGCUGACGCCGAUCCUCGUACAGAUGGUGAAGAGUGCGAAUAUGAACGGCCUGCUGGACAGUGACAGCGACUCCUUAAGCAGCUGCCAGCAGAAAGUCAAAGCACGACUUCACGAGAUACUUCAGAAAGACAGAGACUUCCUUCCUGAGGACUUUGAGAAGCUGGCGCCCACCUCCAGCACAUCUUUAGUGAAGUCCAUGCAGAUGAUCAAAAACCCCGUGCAGACGUGUGACAAGGUUUACUCCCUCAUUCAAAACCUCACGCUGCAGAUCCGCCAGAGGAUGGAAGACCCCAAGUAUGCAGAUAUCCAGCUGUACCACAGUGAGACUCUGGAGCUGAUGUUGCGGCGAUGGUCGAAACUGGAGAAAGAUUUUAAGAUGAAGAACGGCCGGUACAACAUCAGCAAGAUUCCUGACAUCUAUGACUGCAUUAAAUAUGAUGUGCAGCACAACAGCUCACUGAAACUCGACGACACCAUGGAAAUCUACCGGCUGUCCAAAGCCCUGGCUGACAUCGUCAUACCGCAGGAAUAUGGUAUCUCUCAGGCUGAGAAACUGGACAUUGCCAAAGGAUACUGCACCCCUCUGAUUCGCAAGAUUCGCUCUGAUCUCCAGAGGACGCAAGAUGACGACACAGUUAAUAAACUGCACCCUCUAUAUUCCAGUGGGGUUAUGUCUCCAGAACGACAUGUGAGGACCAGACUUUACUUCACCAGUGAGAGUCACGUACACUCGCUUCUGUCAAUCUUGCGUUAUGGAGCUCUCUGUGAUGAGGCCCAAGAUGAGCAGUGGAAGAGAGCCAUGGACUACCUCAAAAUAGUCAGUGAGCUAAACUACAUGACCCAGAUCGUCAUUAUGCUCUAUGAAGACCCAAACAAGGAUCCUUCAUCUGAGGAACGUUUCCAUGUGGAACUUCACUUCAGUCCAGGAGCUAAAGGCUGCGAGGAGGAUAAAAACCUGCCGUCUGGAUUUGGUUAUAGACCAGCAUCCAGAGAGAAUGAGGACUCUAAGAAAAAGUCCCAGAACGACAGUGAUGAGGAGUCUGGUGGCGCUAAACGGGACGAGCCGGACCGGGCCCUCAUGAUGUUUCGCCCUAUGGUAUCAGAUCCCAUCUACAUCCACAGGAAGUCUCCUCUUCCCCGCUCCAAAAAGAUCGGCUCUGUGGAAUCGCCAUUGCUGCAAAGCUAUUUCAAGACCCCUGCUGGCAAAGAAGACAGCCCCCUGAGUGUGUCUAGCCCUGACUCUAUAGGUACCUGGAUACAUUACACCUGUGGUGUUGGUACUGGGCGUCGAAGACGCAGAUCAGGGGACCAAAUAACUUCCUCCCCAGUCUCCCCCAAAUCACUGGCUUUCACAUCCAGUAUAUUUGGCUCAUGGCAACAGGUUCUGUCGGAGAACAACAGUCACGCCAGACCCAGCAGACUACACGCCGAUCACAAGCUCUCUUCUGGAAUAGGAUCUCAUUGUGCUGGACUGUUUAGCACCAUGGUGCUGGGCUGCUCCUCCAGUGCACCUAACCUACAAGAUUACGCUCGCGCGCACCGUAAAAAGCUGACCUCGGCUGGCUUCUUAGAGGAGGCUACACGUGGUUCUGCUGUAAAAAGAUUUUCUAUCACAUUUGCGCGCCACCCAACCAAUGUCUAUAUGUUCAGUGGGUUUGAGCUGUACUCCAUGGUUCCUUCAAUCUGCCCAUUGGAGACCCUCCAUAAUUCCCUGUCUCUCAAACAAGUGGAUGACUUCCUAUCCUCCAUCGCCAUGUUUCAUGAUCCAGUACUGGACAUAUCUGCGUCCUCUCCAGCUGUACAAACAAAGAAAGUUCCUUUAAACACAUACACUCCAGCAAAGGUUUUGCCCUGUCCAUUCACCCAGUCUCUCGGCAAGAGGACGCCAACAUGCUCACCAGAGAGGAGUGCUUCAGUUCAAGGUUCUUGUCCAGCUAGAAAACUGAAAGAAGUUUCAGACAGUAAUAAAAGUGACAGCAAAAAUGUACGUCAAGACUCUGAGAAUGAGCAGCCCAAAACUGCUGUUAGCAUCUCCAUUUCUUCAGCAGCUGAAUGUUACGACUGCACGAUAAAAAAGCAACCACAAUCCACCGGCAUAUCAAACCCUUACUCUGGAAAAUAAGACAACACAAUCUCAGACUGCUAACAUCUGCAAACCUCCACCCAACAAAGCGGAUUGAAAUGUCAGGGCACAACGAACGAAGCGGCUAACUAACACAUGACUUGUUAGGUUCUGCUCAACAUUCCCAUGGUCAUGGACAAUUCCUAUAUGUAUGUAUAUAAAUAUAUAUAUUAAUAAAGAACCAAUGAACCACAAUUAUUGGGUUUUACUUAUGAUGGCAUACUUGAGUUUCAUAUGUUUCAAAGUAUGUUGUCAUUGCUUUUACUGAUAAGAAUUACAAUAAUCAUCAACAGUCUCCUUUGGUAUUAAAAGGAUCAUCUAAAAAAAAAAACAGGAGAUGCCAAAAAUAUUCCUAUUUUUAUUACAAUCUCUAGUUUUACAUUUAGAAUUUCUAUUCUUAAUCUUACAGUAGAUUGUUACAUUUAAGAGUGGAUUUAUCGUAAAUGAUCAUGACAUUGAUUUGAAUGCUUUUCUGAAUAUUUAAAGAUUGCAGCAUUUUCUGGGGCCUCAUUAAACAGAAUUUGCACUUUCCCUUCACUGUCACUGAAGUCAUUUUAGUUACCAUGUUAACAAAAUGAAGAAAAACUCAUUUUCACACGUACUGUAUUUUCACAAUCAUUUUGUGUAUAUCGAGUAUACAUUUGUAUUCUUCUGUUCGUAUUGCUAUGACUGUGACUCACAGUAUCUACAGCAAUGUGAUCAGACCUCAUGACCAAACAUACAGCUCAAGUUGGAUCAAAAUGACAAAAUGAAGAUAUACUCCAUACAUGUAUUUCCUCGCUAUGGCAGCACUGUUGGCAUUGAUCAUGUUAAAUGUCUAGUGUUGACCAAGUUUGGUGACAAUCUCAUGAAUGUCUUUGGAGAAAAUAUUUACUGUACAUGUUCAGAGCCUGCAACUGUGUGAGAAUCCACAUUAAAUCCAAAAUGGCCGACUUCCUACUGGGAUGAGCUGAUGACUGUAAUUUGAAAAUGGCUUUGAGAACAAGCACAAGCAAAGAACAGGAGCUCUGAGUACUAAACACACAGUAUAUACAUAAACUAAAGAAAUGUAACACCGUGUCUGCACCGGACGUGGCGCGAUGCGACGCGACACAUGGCUUGUUCUAAUGGGAUUGUCUUGCCACGUCCGGUGUGGACAAAAU
Messenger RNA from Triplophysa rosa, 5506 nucleotides. RefSeq names its product diphosphoinositol pentakisphosphate kinase 2 (gene ppip5k2). Gene Ontology annotation, cellular component: cytosol. The transcript is spliced from 33 exons. Lineage: Eukaryota; Metazoa; Chordata; Actinopteri; Cypriniformes; Nemacheilidae. The record is from RefSeq and is a predicted model, not a curated record. Bases 447 to 4364 code for a protein of 1305 amino acids. Gene Ontology annotation, molecular function: inositol hexakisphosphate kinase activity; 5-diphosphoinositol pentakisphosphate 1-kinase activity; diphosphoinositol pentakisphosphate kinase activity. Gene Ontology annotation, biological process: inositol phosphate biosynthetic process; inositol metabolic process.